Messenger RNA from Cucumis melo (muskmelon), 1926 nucleotides. Its product is annotated as beta-fructofuranosidase, insoluble isoenzyme CWINV1-like. Lineage: Eukaryota; Viridiplantae; Streptophyta; Magnoliopsida; Cucurbitales; Cucurbitaceae. The transcript is spliced from 8 exons. Gene Ontology annotation, biological process: carbohydrate metabolic process. The record is from RefSeq and is a predicted model, not a curated record. Bases 52 to 1812 code for a protein of 586 amino acids. Gene Ontology annotation, molecular function: hydrolase activity, hydrolyzing O-glycosyl compounds.
UUAAUAAAGUUCAUCACCUUCUUCACAAAUGUAAUUAAUAUCCCCUCUUGAAUGGCUUCUUAUUCCUCUCUUUGCUUGAUCAUGAAUAAUAUCUUUCUCUUUUUUCUCUUAUUUGGCCAUGAAUUUUUGCAACUCCAAGCUUUUCACCAUGUUUAUAGAGCUCAAACAUCUCACAGUACUGUUCAUCAUAAUCAUCAUCAGCACCACCAUCAACAACCUCAUAGAACUUCCUAUCAUUUUCAACCUCCCAAGAAUUGGAUUAAUGAUCCAAAUGGUCCAAUGAUAUACAAAGGAAUUUAUCAUCUGUUUUACCAAUACAACCCAAAAGGAGCAGUGUGGGGCAACAUUGUAUGGGCUCACUCCACAUCAACGGACCUGAUCAAUUGGGAACCCCAUGAUCACGCCAUCUACCCAUCUCAGCCGUCUGAUAUCAACGGCUGCUGGUCGGGAUCCGCCACCAUCCUCCCCGGCGAGAAACCGGCCAUUUUGUACACAGGAAUUAACCCUAAAAACCAACAAGUUCAAAACUUGGCUGUCCCCAAGAACCUCUCCGACCCAUAUCUAAGAGAAUGGGUGAAAUCCCCAAAUAAUCCUCUCAUGGCCCCCACCCCACAAAACCACAUCAAUGCCAGCUCCUUCCGGGACCCCACCACUGCCUGGAUCGGUCCCGACGGGGAGUGGCGAGUCAUCGUCGGGAGCAAACUUGACGCCCGUGGACUCGCUGUCAUGUAUCGAAGUAAAGAUUUCGUCAAGUGGAAUCAGGUUGACCACCCCCUACAUUACAAGGAUGGCAUGGGAAUGUGGGAGUGUCCAGAUUUCUUCCCGGUGGCAAAAACCGGUCGAAAAGGUGUCGAGACGAGAGUGUAUGGAUCGCAGGUGAAGCAUGUGCUGAAGGUGAGCUUGGAUGAUACCAAGCACGACGUUUAUACGGUUGGAACAUAUAAUUGGCAAAAAGACAUUUACAUUCCAAAUAAAGGAUCAAUUGAAAGUUACAAUGGAUUAAGAUAUGAUUAUGGAAAGUAUUAUGCUUCAAAAACAUUCUUUGACAGCCAGAAGAAGAGAAGGGUUUUGUGGGGUUGGGUCAAUGAAUCUUCAAGUGUUGAUGAUGAUAUCAAGAAGGGUUGGUCCGGUGUCCAGGCAAUUCCAAGGGCUGUUUGGCUAGAUGCAUCUGGAAAACAACUCAUUCAAUGGCCAGUUGUAGAAAUUCAAAAGCUUCGAAACAACAAAGUUAAAUUGACAAAUGAAGUUUUGAAGAAAGGAUCAAUUGUUGAAGCCAAAGGUGUAACAGCGGCACAGGCAGAUGUGGAGAUUUCAUUCAAAGUGGAAAAUUUUAAGAAAGCUGAAAUAUUGAAACCUGAAUGGAAAGACCCACAGUUGCUUUGUAGCCAAAAGGGAACAUCAACUACAAAAAGUGGAUCAGUUGGUCCAUUUGGGCUUUUAGUUUUGGCUUCAAAUGACCUCAAAGAGUACACUUCUGUCUCCUUUAGAGUAUUCAAAGGACAACACAAAUAUGUUGUACUCAUGUGCAGUGACCAAAGCAGGUCUUCUCUUAAUUCCAAUAAUGACAAGACGACAUACGGAGCAUUUUUAGACGUUGAUCCAACUCGUGAAAAUCUUUCACUAAGAAGCUUGAUUGAUCACUCAAUAGUAGAAAGCUUUGGAAUUAAAGGGAAGGGUUGCAUAACAGCAAGAGUUUAUCCAACAUUAGCCAUUGGAGACAGCGUUGGUCUCUAUGCUUUCAACAAUGGAACAGACAGUGUCACCAUUACAAAACUCACUGCCUGGAGCAUGAAGAAAGCUCUUAUCAAUUGAUCCAAAAUCCCAACUUCUUAAUUAGGAAUUAAGGAAACUAAAUGAGGGAGGACAUAUUUUUCCCCCAUUUUUUUUUCUCAUUUGUGUGUAUAUUAUUAUAUAGUGCAAUUUGGA